UGAAUUUGACAUUUGACAACUAAUAAAAUAAUUUGACAUUUUACAUUGUAAUAUUCAAGUAAAAAUGUUGACUUGUGACGAUUUUUGUAAAUAAUAAAGUUAAUAUUUGCAUGUAACUUUGCGUGCAUCCUAAUACUGAGAUCUGGUUUCUGCUCCUACUAUAAAUGUAGAAAUGGCGUAUACCGAAAAGGUGUUAUUGAGUGGAACCGCUCUGUCAUUUCUAUUUUAUGAGUGUGUUAACUCGGGCAAUAGUCAGGAGGGUUUCCUAAUUGGUGAUGUGACUUCCGAAAUAACCAACCAUAUUUCUGACACCCAGAGUGAUAACACCCGCCUAGACACUCAAAUUAAUAUAAGAACGGUACUCCCUCUACCUUCUGUAUCUCUGUUUUAUUUGCCUACAGGCAGAAUAAAGGAAGACAUCCUCUCUGAUAUGUUAGCUAGCACUGCCAGUGAAAUUGUUGGUUGGUACAAAUAUAGGAAAAAUGCAAACAUCAAACCUACUUUUAGAGAUAAAUUAAUAUCAAAAGGACUUCAAAAAUACUUUGAAAAACAUCAUGGAAAGAAAAAUUUUGUCUCAUGUAAUAUAUCAAACAAGGCAUCGUCUUCUGGAUCUACACACACUUUCAUGUACAGAUUUGGGAAAAUUAAUUGUUUUGAUAUGUAUGAAUACAUUGAAGAUGUAACUGCGAAUUUAGGUGAAAAAUACACAGGAUACAAGAAAGCACAUAAGUCACCUCCACACAGUAUUUUUAGUAAGAUUGUAAAGGAUAGUAAAGUACAGGUCAACAAUACAAGUGAUGCAAUAUUAACUAUUCAAGAAGCUGUGGAUGCGAAACUGGUAAAAGAAGCUAAAAUUGCUGCAAAAAACGAAUGUACUAUCAGAGAACUUGAAGCAGAAAUUAAGCAAAUGGCUACUAUUUUAUCAGAUAAACAAUCAUUUGAAUUACAAUCAACAUACAACAAGUACAUGGAGGAAAAAGCUAUGAACAGGGAGGCUGAAAUGGCUAAAGCUUGUUUAGAAGCAUUGAAAAUUCCUUUAAAAGUAGACAUAUUAAAUGCAAAAAAUGUUCCCAGAAACUCCAAUAAUAUGGACUCUGAAGAUUCAGUGCAGUUAAUUGAGAAUGUUACUGGUUUAAGUCCUUCAUUACUACAAGCCAGCUCAUCUAAACAAGGGCUUAAUUACGCUGCUGCUUUAAAAAACAAAACUGAAACUGCAUCUACAAGCAUGAUGAAAGGUCGUGGUCUUCUAUUACUACAAAAAGCGAUGGUGGCUAAUUUACAUGAACCUGAGAACAGUGGCAUGGAGUUGGAGCCUGAUCAGAACUUAACAACGCCUUCAACGAGCACCAAAGGGAUGAACGAAAUCUCAAAAACUGUGGAGUUAGAAAAAAGUCCAUUACCGAUACAAUUACCGUCGACUUACCCCCAGGUGAGACCAUCGUACUAUAUUUCACCGGUUAACAGCGAUGGUAGCGAUUUCGAUGACUCGGAUGCGGAUCCGCAUUUCAAUUUACCUACCAAAGAGGGAACGCGCCGCCAAACUGUCACCAAUUCAAGAAAAACAUCUCGAUCCUCUAGUUCUAUUUCAAGUUUUAGCUCAUCUUCGGAUAGCUCCAGCAGCUCUUCAAGCAGUAACUCAGAAAUAGGAAAUAAUUCUGUGCCAUCUGCCGAGCUGAAUACUGCCAAUGUUUCACACAACAAUGUUGAAGCUUCCACCUCUCAACCAAAUGCUAAUCAACUUGCUGCAACUAGUGACCUUCGAAGAUGCAGGAAAAGACUACGAAAUCCUACAGCUUGGGCCUUAAAUGUUAAGAAAGCUCUGCGAAAUACUGGAAAGGCUUAUGUAAGUUCCACCAAAAAGAGAGUCCUUGAAAGAACGGUCAAACCUCCGUGUACCGACAAAUGA
Molecule: messenger RNA, 1906 nt
Organism: Spodoptera littoralis (African cotton leafworm)
Lineage: Eukaryota; Metazoa; Arthropoda; Insecta; Lepidoptera; Noctuidae
Source: the annotation of a GenBank genome assembly